AUGGCCCACGCUAUAAGCAUAGUCGAUGGUGAAACGAGGGCAAACGAAAGGCUUGAAGCUCUGAAGAGGAGAUCCGCCUCGGCUCCAGAUUAUGAACAAGAGCUCGGAGAUGAUGAUUUGAACAAAAUUAUGGAUCGUGACUUAUAUAAAGCCACGAAAAAUGGGGACGUCGAGAAAUUCAUUGAUGAGUUAGAAAAGGUUAUUGAGCUGAGGAAACUAGCUUUGUCGCUAAUCUUCGACCAAGUCAUCCCCUCCGGGGAUUCAUUGCUUCAUGUAGCAGCAAGUUCUGGGAAUGAUGAUGUCGUGGAACUCAUUCUCCUUCAUUUUCCUAACACCGUGACCCAGAGAAACUCCCGGGAGGAUACUCCACUCCAUGUCGCCAUUCGAGAUGGAAGGUUCAACGCAACAGAAAAACUAAUUCGCUCGAGUACAAACUCGAAAAUUUUAUACUGGAAGAACAAAGAUGGUAAAUCUCCACUGUAUCUAGCAGUCGAAAGGUGCAAAAAUUCGAGAUGGAAAGAGUGCAGGGAGGCGGACCAGGAGAUUCUUUGGCUUCUCUUGGAAGCUUUGGAUCGAGAUAAAGCUUAUGCAGUCCAGAUACAAGGCAUGUCACUAAUUGUCGCCGCAAUUGGGGACACAGGUUUAUUGAAAGAAAUUAUAAUUGGGCUUCCCAAGUUACCCCACAUGCGCGAUGAAAAAUGGGGGACGCCACUGCACGCUGCCGCAGCAUCGGUUGAAAAUGGAGACGCAAUUGACCUCUUGCUGGAGAAAUGCCCUUAUCUCGCCCAUCAAACGGACAAAAACGGCUCCUACCCGAUUCACAUCGCUUGCGAAGCCGGCAACUACUCGGGAAUGGGACGAGAUAAAAAUAACAAGAAGGGUCAGAAUAUUCUUCACGUUGCGGCCGAGGCCGGGGCUGAGGCCGGGGUCGGUGGAGCGGUCUACAAACUCCAAGAAAAGGGCGAGUCCGACAUCAUCGAGAAGCUGGUGAAUUCGAAAGAUGUCGACGGAAACACUCCUCUCCAUUUGGCAUCGAUGCACAACCAUUAUAAAGUUAUCAGCUCUUUGACGGGGGUCAAAGGAAUUGACUUGCAGGCUCGGAACAACAAUGGGUUGACCGCCCUUGACGUGGCCGUGGAAUCCAGAAGCGUCACCACGAAAAAUCGAGUGUUUCUAGGACGUGCGCUUUUGAUUGUUGCUGGUGGAGAGCGAAGCAAAGGUCGACCUUCUGGAGUGAGCAAAUCAUCUCACCCCGAGUGGAUCAAGGACCAAGUUAAUACUUUAUUGCUAGUGGCCACACUUGUAGCCUCUGUCACGUUCACUGCGGGCAUAACCUUACCCGGUGGAUAUAAUGCUUUUAGUGAUCCCCAUCCAGGAACGGCGACCAUGCUGCACCACGGAUUGUUUCAAGUUUUCGUAAUUGCCAACAUGUUAGCCAUGUACAGCUCCAUUCUUGCUGUCGUAGUCCUCCUUUGGGGUCUCAGUAGAGAUUUCUACGUUGCGGAACUGGCUUACCACUUAGCAGGGCCAUUACUGCUGAUGGCCCUUAUUGGCAUGUCAAUGGCUUUUUUCUCAGCUGUUACUGUAGCAGUGAGCAAACUUACUUGGCUCGCGAGCCUUGUUCCGUUGAUCGGAGUCCUUUACCUGGCGAUGGUCACAACGGUUUUAGCAACCUUGAUAUUCCCAUUAUCCAAGGCUGCUAUGCAUAUUGUGUGCAUUUACUAUUUAGUUGACUAUGUAGUUGUGACCCUGUUGGUAAAUCUAGUCCGGCUAUUAGUCGAAUGUAUUCGAUUAUGA
Eucalyptus grandis is the source of this 1797-nucleotide messenger RNA. Its product is annotated as protein ACCELERATED CELL DEATH 6. Gene Ontology annotation, molecular function: protein phosphatase regulator activity; protein phosphatase 1 binding. Lineage: Eukaryota; Viridiplantae; Streptophyta; Magnoliopsida; Myrtales; Myrtaceae. The transcript has 4 exons. Gene Ontology annotation, cellular component: plasma membrane. The coding region runs from base 1 to 1797 and encodes 598 amino acids. The record is from RefSeq and is a predicted model, not a curated record.